UGUAAACAUUAAUACGGAACUUUAGGUUGUCCACUUUGAGAUACAAAAAUGUAGUUUAUUUAUAUUUUGGAGAUAUUUUUAGCCACGAAAAUAUCACCUUAUCAUUUGGAAACGUGCACGCUUUGGUGGCGAAAUUUGAGCAAUGGAGGAAAUAUGCCGAGUUUGCCUGGGGAACUACGAUGAUAUGGUCAACAUAUUUAAAGGAACCGAUGAAUCGGGACCUUCAAUUCCGGAUAUGAUUGCCCAGUGGUCUGGCUACCAAGUGGAGAAAGGCGACUCGCUUCCCGAAAAUAUAUGCCUAAGUUGCUUGGAAGAUGCCCAAAAUGCAUUCGAGAUCAAACAGGCAUCCGACAUGGGACACCAAGUCUUAUGCCGAGUGGAGGGCACCGGGGAAGGGGACGAAUCCUACACAAUAUCAGACUCUGACUGUGAGGAACCAAGCGAAAAGCUAGCCUUUCAAGUUAAGGACACGUCAGUUACCAAAGAACAGGAAUCAAGCGAAGAAAAGAAGGCCCAGCUUUACUUCUUCACGGAUGAGAUAUCAAUUAGUGACUCUAAUCAAUCCGAUUUUCGGAUUUCAGUGGAUAGAAACAGUCGAUCAGUUGGUGAACUCGAUCAAACAAAUACCUAUAUCCAAGAUGAAGAUGAAGUAUGUGAAAUAUCAAGCGAUGAAGACCAAUCCGAUUGCCUUAUUCAAGAUGAUGUAUUAAGUGACGUAUCAGUCGGUAAAAAUGAUAAAUUCGAGAGUCAACUGGUAGAUAAUAAUAGUAAAACAGCGAGUGAUAACACGGAUUCAAGUAGUGAUCAAACUUUCCAGUGUCCUUGGUGUCCGAAGAUUUACCAACGAAAAUGGAAUUUGAAAUUGCAUCUCUGUAUUCACACUGGUGAGCGACCUUACAAGUGUUCCCAGUGUCCUAGAUCUUUUAUGCGAAAAUCUGGUCUUAAGUUUCACUUGACGGAGCAUACCGGGGAGCUACCGUACAAAUGUGACCAAUGUCCUAUGGCUUAUCGAACCAAAACGAGUUGUCUUCGGCACAUUCAACAACACCUUGAAACUUCUAUGAAGUCUGUCCCAGAGAAACAAUCGUAUAACUGCUCCUACUGCCCAAAGACAUUUUCAAGACCAUCAGCUCUAGAGCACCACUUCAUGACCCACACGGAGGAACGUACGAUAAAGUGUCCCCAAUGCCCGGUGUUAUGUCUAGAUCAGUCACAACUCAACCUACAUGUCCAGACCCACAAUGAAGACCAAUCUCAUAUAUGUAAUCAGUCCUCAAUGACUUUUGAGGAUCAAAGUUCCCUUAAUUUGCACAUUAUGAAUCACACGGGAGAUCCGUCGCAUAAGUGUCCUAUCUGCCCAAUGACGUUUCAACUGGAAUGGCGAAAGAACCAACACAUCAAGACUCACAAUGAAGAAAAGCCUUUUAAGUGCACUCACUGCUACAGAAGCUAUACGCAACUGGAGGAUCUUAACCGACAUAUCCAGGUUCACACGGGAGAUAAGCAGUUUAAGUGUGAUCAAUGCCCGAAAGCCUUUGCACAUAUAUCUCUUCUCAACAAGCACAUGCGUGCUCACUCGUCUGACUGGCCAGUUAAAUGUGAUUUUUGCUCAACGUCCUUUGAGCGAAUGGGCGACCUUAACAAACAUCUAAAGACGCACAGCGAGCACAGACCAUUUAAAUGUGACUUUUGUCCAAAGACUUUUAAGUACUCAACUUCCAUUGUUAUGCAUACCCGUACCCACACGGGGGAGCGGCCCUAUAAGUGCUCCCAAUGCCAAAAGUGUUAUAAACAACCGAGCGAACUUAAGCGACACACUCGAACUCACACGGGAGAAAGGCCGUUCAAAUGCAAUUAUUGCCCCAGGGCUUUUAUGGAUCUGACAACUGUUAAGGGGCACAUGCGGACUCAUACGGGGGAGCGACCCUUUAAAUGCACCUAUUGCGACAAGUCUUUUUCGCGAACAUCUAUUCUUAAUGUUCACAUCCUUACUCAUAUGAAGGAGUUAAAAGCUGGAGCUUCAUAGAGACUCUGUAGUUAAGUAUUAAUUAGGAAGGAGAGUUGCAAUAUGCACGCUUAAGAAGUCUUGAAUAGCAACUGAAUGUUACAUUUUUGAAAAGCCCAAAUAUACAAUCUUUUAUGUAAAA
Molecule: messenger RNA, 2147 nt
Organism: Drosophila subpulchrella
Lineage: Eukaryota; Metazoa; Arthropoda; Insecta; Diptera; Drosophilidae
Product: zinc finger protein 431-like
Exons: 2
Coding region: 143-2026 (627 amino acids)
Cellular component (GO): nucleus
Molecular function (GO): zinc ion binding
Source: RefSeq, a predicted model, not a curated record